UGGUGGGGGUCGUCGUCGUCGUCGCUCACAAGUGGAGGAAUAGUAGUAGUAGUGGCAGUAGUCACUGAAUGACUGACAGGCAGUGUUGUUUGUUGUUGUAGUUGUUUGUUGUAGUUGUUUGUUGUUAUUUGUUGUUGUUGUGUGAGUGUUGUGAGUGAGGCGAGAGAGAGAGAGAGAGAGAGAGAGAGAGAGUGUGUGUGUGAGUGAAGAAGCUUCAAGGUCGAGGAAGGUGAAGCCAGCCAGACAGCCAUUCCAUUCCAUUGCAUUCACUGGUGUAGAGAGAGUUUGUUCUGGUUUAGCAAGAGAGGAAGAAGUUGAACCCGGGCGAAAGAGGGGUUUGGAUCGAAGUUUGGGAUACGAGAGUGUUCGGGUUAGGAUGCCAUCUGGAAAGCUUAAAAUUGGGGUAUCUGACGAUAUGGCAACAACAACUCUAUCCAUGAGCCCUAAAAGCCCUAUGAGAAGCGGUACUACGGAUCUACAUUGUAAUUGCUCUGCUUCUCCGAAUAACCAUGAAGCAAUGGAAGUUGAGUCGGUUGAACCGAAAUUAAGCUCUCCAGGAGCACAUCUCCAAAUUCAAAUGGAGGAGAAGUACCUGCUAGAAAAGAUUCCGUCUCCGAUUAGAGUGAAGCCACUAAAUUCAGGAAAUGAAACUUCAUCUCCUGAACUUUCUCCGCCUCCAUCACCGAAACGCAAGAGAGAAGUAGAGUUCAUCAAGGAUUUGGAGGACGUUGCUUUCACGGCUGUUCUCCCUGCAAAGAAUAUUGACUUGCAUCGAUCUCAAUCAACAUUCUAAACGAACUUAAGCUAUCAUUCAGCUUCUGCAUCGCAACUGGAAAAAUCAAUUCUCUAUCAAUGGUGCUGGUACGUAGACUUAGCAUCAGUGCAAGAAGAUGUUUGUAGACCGAUUGUUAAGGAAGAUCCACAUUUUGAUGAGUUUCGCAGUGCACGCGUAUUGGCAUUUUAAAGAGUCUUGUAACGAAAUUGUAUCUUAGUAGGUUAUAGAUUUUAUCUAUACAUUUUACUUUGUUGGAAUAUAGAUCUAAACUUAUCAUAGUUACCGUCGUAACAGUUGUCAUUGUUACAUGAAGGGAGCCAAUGAAGUUAAUGUGCUCGUCUCAUACUAUGUACAGCAAACUAGCUUCCGCCUGUUAGUGUGCGAGGAACGGACACGUGAUCUGUUUGAUGCAGCUUUGCAUCAUAGCAUGUCAGUGUGACCACUAGAAGUUGUUUCGUCAGUCUGCUGCAUGCAGUCAAUUGUUGGAAAUACAAAUGACGUUUCACUAGACAUUAUUGGGAAGGUAA
Messenger RNA from Physcomitrium patens, 1302 nucleotides. RefSeq lists its product as uncharacterized. The record is from RefSeq and is a predicted model, not a curated record. NCBI's taxonomy places the organism in Eukaryota, Viridiplantae, Streptophyta, Bryopsida, Funariales, Funariaceae.